AACAAUUUUCCCCUUAAUGUUUUAAGCUAUAAAUACUCAGGAUUUGGGACAUACAUAUUUCCUCUUCUUCCUUUGAUUUUUUAGCGAUACCUGCACUCCCUUGUCACUGACUCGUCUGACAGUCGAAAGUUAAUGGCAAAUUUCGAUCCAUUUGAAUGCAUUUGAUGUCGUAGUGACAUCAAAGGUUGAGAUCCUUACUCAUACGGUAGCCAUUUUGGUCACCAACGACGUCAAGACGCUAUGGCGUUUUAUUGGAGCCUUUCCUCGCCUUUGGUCCUUGCGUUUUUUCUAGGUUUCAUCCAUUUGUGGCCUUGCACAGCGGCAGCUGACACUAGAAAAAUUAUUCUCCAUACCCUGCCUGUGGUGCUUACCGUGGUGUUUUUGAUAAUAGCAUAUUGCUUUUGUCGCUGCGUUUGUCGAAAAACGAGAGCAAGGGAAGGGACUGACAAAGAUGAGGCCAAGUUUCGUCGGAAGAGAAAAGAUAUAGCCGAUAAACACAAGGAAAGGGAAAAAGAAAGGCAAGAGAAAUACGCCCAAAUCAAGAAAAAAUAUAUAAAACGUGGAACAGAAGCAGUAUGAAGAUGGAGUAAAGACAUAAAUUCAGAAGCUUUGUUAAACGAUAAAAAUGGAACUAUAUUUAAUCUGAAAUAUUGUAAGGGUUUCCUUAUAUUGGUGUUGGGAAAAAGAAUGGAAAUAUUAUAUUACUUUAAGCCAUUCGAUACAAAAAUUAUAAUAAGACAGGUUGAUUAUUUCUUAUUCCUUUUAGCGGUCUCAUCUAAGUACAAUUUCUUUCACCUUUUUUUCUUAUUGCGGUUGUGAAUUUGGUACGGAAACAGUUGCUCCGUUUCUACGGUGAUUAGAUCUUGUUGUACUAUUUUGUGAUAAGCUAUGUUUUUAAUUAUGUCAAUUUUCUAGUUGUAAAUCUCUCUGGUAAAAGUUAACCUCGCACAGGAAUUCCUGGAAACUCCUGCUUCUUUUACUAUUGAUUACUUCGUAAAAAUAAAUAUUGACCUUGCUCAGCAAGUGGAUUAACGCAAACGGACGAAAAGUUC
This is a messenger RNA of Pocillopora verrucosa, 1052 nucleotides long. RefSeq lists its product as uncharacterized. The record is from RefSeq and is a predicted model, not a curated record. Gene Ontology annotation, cellular component: cytoplasm; nucleus. Lineage: Eukaryota; Metazoa; Cnidaria; Anthozoa; Scleractinia; Pocilloporidae. Gene Ontology annotation, biological process: protein import into nucleus.